AUGUCUCAGAAGAUGCUUGAGGCUCUAAAAAAGAGAGUGGGAGGAAGCUUUGGCUUAUCUCCUCCGGCUAAGAAGUCCAAGGGCGGUGAGCCAACCCCGUCCAGAGAGAAGACACCAACUGAAAUGGUCAUUGCCCUCUCCAAGGAGCAAACCCUUACUGGUCUAAAGAUUACUUAUGCUUAUUCCCGAGCUAAGUCGGCUACCUCCAAGAAUGCUGCCAUUUCUAACACUAUGCGGGUGAAAGUUGACUUGGCCAGGAAGGAUGCCGAUGAAGCAAGGGUUCAGCUUGGGGCAAUCCGGAUAGAACUGGGAGAGGUCAACAAGAAACUUCUUACUGCUGAGAAGAAGGUGGCCAACCUGACCAAAGAUCUACAAUCCUCCAAUCAGCUUGAAGCCGCCAUUGCCUCCCUGUCUAAGGAUGUGAACAACCUUCAAGAGGAAAGGGAGGUUCUCCGGGCCGUUUUCCACAGGUUGGAAGAAGAGAAGAAGACUAAGGAGGAGGAGCUUAAAGUUGAGGUCGAGAAGUAUAAGUCAAAAGCUAGGCAGCAUAGAGCCCAAGUGGAGAGGCUUGGCGGGAAAAAUGCUCUAAAGAUGGCUUAUGCUUAUUCCCGAGCUAAGUCGGCUACCUCUAAGAAUGCUGCCAUUUCCAACACUAUGCGGGCGAGAGUGGACUUGGCCAACAAGGAUGCCAAUGAAGCCAGGGUUCAGCUUGGGCCUAUCCAGAUGGAACUAGGAGAGGUCAACAAGAAACUUCUAACUGCUGAGAAGAAGGUGGCCAAGCUGACCAAAGAUCUACAAGCCUCCAAUCAGUUUGAAGCCGCCAUUGCCUCCCAGUCUAAGGAUGUUAACAACCUCCAAGAGGAAAGGGAGGUUCUCCGGGCCGUCUUCCACAGGUUGGAAGAAGAGAAGAAGACUAAGGAGGAGGAGCUUUAA
This is a messenger RNA of Cannabis sativa, 933 nucleotides long. RefSeq lists its product as uncharacterized. The coding region runs from base 1 to 933 and encodes 310 amino acids. NCBI's taxonomy places the organism in Eukaryota, Viridiplantae, Streptophyta, Magnoliopsida, Rosales, Cannabaceae. The transcript has 3 exons. The record is from RefSeq and is a predicted model, not a curated record.